Molecule: messenger RNA, 2311 nt
Organism: Ctenocephalides felis (cat flea)
Lineage: Eukaryota; Metazoa; Arthropoda; Insecta; Siphonaptera; Pulicidae
Product: solute carrier family 22 member 6-A-like
Exons: 11
Coding region: 764-2311 (515 amino acids)
Biological process (GO): transmembrane transport
Molecular function (GO): transmembrane transporter activity
Source: RefSeq, a predicted model, not a curated record
GCUCGUCUCGGCGCAACGAAAUAAAAAAUACGGAAAGUGAUUCAUUACAAUGUUGGCUCUAGAAAUAUACGCGAUCCACGUGUUUAACAGCAGUUACGUACAGGACGGCUAACCGAACACCGCUCUGUCAAUGGGAAGAAAAUACAUAUUUUAAAAGUUUAUAUUCAGUCGACGACGACCACGACGACGACCACGACGACGACGGUGUCAGCAAAGUUCAUUACGACAAUUUAACAUUACAAGCCGUUUGAUAGAUACUUUGUUAUUUCGUAACUUAGCUACGUAUACGCGCUUUUGUGUACGCCAUCGAUAAUAGUAGUGAGGAUCCACCAUGCCGGUUUUGUGCAACCGUCGUCAGUUUUAGUUCAAUCCAGCGAUUCUGAAAGAGUGAUUAAAAAAUACUCGUGAAAAAGUGUUUAAAACAAAUUUAAAUCAAAUAUAAAUACUGUUUUUGGUUUUGUGUCAGUUCCAUUAAGUGUAGUGAUAAUUGUGUACUGAUUAAUUUCCUGGAAGAGAUACUCAUGUUUCCUGGAAAAAAUCCGAUUUGCUUAUUUUAUGUUUCAUGAGACCAAAUUUGGAAAAAGAACCAAUGUGAGAGUCGGAGUUCUCCGAGCCAUCGUUGGAGAAGCUCGAUUUAAGCCGGCAGUCGAAUUUCUUGCCGGCGACCGUUGAUUUUGUCAGUGGUCGAAGUUCAUUGAGUGCUGUUCGUUGUGCAUCUGAUACAAAUCAAUUAACUGGAGCCGGCUGAGGAGACAUAUUAAAGAUGAAGAAUAGUGAUUUGAAUGGUACACGGCAACGAGUGAGGGCCAUAGUUGAAACUACAGGAAGAUAUCAAGUUAUCCUAUGCAUUUUGUUAAGUAUUCACAGUGCAAUAGUUGCAUUUAACCACACAGAACCAGCUUUUCUCAAUUACGAACCGGCUUUUCGUUGCAAGGACAAUGACACGAUUAAAGAAUACAUUGGAUGCGCGUCUUUACAAAAUGGUACGUGCCACACAGGAUUCGAAUUUGCCGAAGAUGAAAGAACCAUCAUCACUGACUUUUCCCUGGUUUGCUCUCGAAGGUACCUCGCCGCGCUUGCCACAGUUUUGUACUUCGGUGGUGUGACCAUAGGAGCUUUAGUUUUUGGGCCCUUGGCAGAUCGAUUGGGUCGCCGAAAAGUAACCCUAAUUUGCCUAUACACUCAAGCUGCUUUAGGAAUAAUUCAAGGAUUGUUGGGGUCCUACGCGGGUUUUGCAGUCUUUGCGGCUCUUCGCAUGAUGCAAGGAGCUUUUGUUCAGGGUCUGCAAAGUUCGACGUUCACUUUGCUAUUGGAGCUUUUCCCUGUGCGCCAUCGGACAGCAGUGGCCGUAAUUUGGGAAAUAUUUUGGGCAGGAGGUUGUGCCUUCAUGGCAUCCGUUGCAUGGAUUCUAGCAGAUUGGCGUUAUUUGCAAAUUGUUCUCGCAUUACCAGCGAUAGUUAGUGUAAUAUACAGUUGGAAUAUACCAGAAUCCGCACUAUGGCUAACAACGAUUGGGAAAUACAGAUCUGCUCAUCAAGUCUGCGAUAGAAUAAUGAGAUUUAAUGGAACGAAGCAAGACAUGAAUCGUAAUGGCACAACAUGCCAAUCAGAGCAAUUAGUAGAGAAUGUUGUUUCGGAUCCGGUUGUUGAAAAAAUUGGAUUAAUUGGCAUCUUCAAAAAUUCAUUAUUGCGAAAGCAUGCGCUGGUUAUGACUAUGGUUUGGUUCAGUGUAACUUUAUGCUACUAUGGAACUGUAUUUUAUCUUCCAAAAUUGGAUGGACAACGACACGUAAAUUUCCUCAUAGGGGCUUUCAUAGAAGUCGUGGCAUAUUUACUCGCUUUUUGGGCUCUUUCCAAAUUUGGUAGACGAUGGCCCACUGCCUUAUAUCAGAUAUUGUGCGGAGCUAUCUGCGCCACAGUCGCAGGGAUCACGUUUUAUACUGGUCAUCAUCAAGGGAUGUUGAUAAUUGGUUUGAUUUUGGCUGGUAAAGGAAUUGCAGUAUCAUGUUUUUGUUGUAUGUUCCUUUAUACAAGUGAACUGUUUCCAACAAGCGUGCGCGGAGCAGCUCUUGGCUUAUGCGGUUUUUGGUCGCGAAUUGGAGGAUUACUUUCUCCUUUGCUGCUUGUUUUGGGCGAGAUCACCGAUCGAUCAGUGCCUUUAAUGUGUUUGGGCGCGUUGGCCCUUGUGACAGGUUUCAUCUCUUUAGCUUUGCCAGAUACAAAUAAUACAACUUUACCUGACACAAUUGCCGAAGCACAAACUGCAUAUAAAAAAUCUUUUCCGAAGUCGCAGGAAAAUACACAUGUGUAA